Adineta steineri is the source of this 1105-nucleotide messenger RNA. NCBI's taxonomy places the organism in Eukaryota, Metazoa, Rotifera, Eurotatoria, Adinetida, Adinetidae. The record is from the annotation of a GenBank genome assembly.
AUGCGUUACAAGUUUUACAUAUCACUUGCUGCUAUCAUAUUAGGUUAUAUAAUCUUGGUAACAUGGUUAUUUAUUUUUCGUUUACCGAUCUGUCAAGAUCAAUCCGCCUUCAAACCUCACUUUCCACCACGACCAUCUGAUCCACAAAUCAUUCUGAUUGAACCAUGGCAAAUGCCAGACUGGGUUCAACGAUAUAAUCUCACUCAUUUAUUUGAUUGGACUUGGGAGAAAAAUGACGAUUUUGUACGUUGUCGAGUGUCAACUGUUUAUUCGCCACAACCAAUAGCAUGUAGAAUACAAUCCACCACAGUUGUCAAUGAUGUUCUCAGUUAUUUUGAUAUUCACUCAGAUAAAGGAUGCAUUGUGGAUAAUGUUGUUCGUCUUCCAAACUUCAUUCCUCAUCCAUUACCACGUGCACGUUCUUUAUCUAAUACAUGCUCAUCACUUAAUAUCGAUCACAAAUGGACCUUAUGUAAACAAUCACAAUCACAACUCGAUCAACGACUUCCAGCAACUACAAGAUUUGUAACUAUUGCUGUAUUUAAUGCAUAUAUCGAUACAGGUUAUUGUCAUUCUCAACUACCUGGAACAAUCUUCACUGAACAUGCUACUUUUCAUUUUCAAUCAUGGACAAAUAAUCCAUGUUAUAAUGAUCCUAUCUUUUAUAUUCCACGAGUUCAUCCUGAACAUCAAUAUACUGAACUCAUUGAUUCUAUUGGAGUUUAUCUUCAGGCACCAGGACAUUUUGUACCUGAACAACUACCACGACUACUUCGUCUAUUAGCUACUGCACCGAAAACAGCUAAAGUUCUUGUUGCAAAAGGUGGCAUCGCUGAUUCUUUGCUUGAUGUCCUUGUUGAACGUGGUAUAGUUACACGUGAUCGAAUUAUUCCAUAUGACAACAACAAUCGACCUUAUUAUUUUGCUAAUAUUGUUUAUCGAAGUGAAUCUUGGCCUUAUCUAACUGAUAAAAAUAACUCUCAUCAUCUUUAUGAUCGAACAGAUAUGCAACUUGUUCAUCGAGCUCUGGCGACUGAUGGUGAUGAUGAUGAUGAUGAUCAACAAUCUAAGAAUAAGAGAGACCUUGUUAUUCUCAUAAAACGAA